AUGUGGAGAGUGCCUUUCUCCCUUGCGUCUCGGUCCUGCAUAUUGCUGGUCGCUAAAGCACCUCAGCAAACGGCGGCUGAGGCUGGUUCUGCAGACUCCAAGAAGUGCGCUGUCGCUCCAGCCUUCUGCACGACUAUGAAUAAGCGCUAUGACCGUUUUCUAUGUGCACUAUGUACUGCAUAUCGUCAUCUGUACGGUGCAAUCCACUGUGCCUGCAUUCAUUUACAAACAGUUAAUCUGCAUGUCGAGUGGAUCAUCAAGGAAGAAGAAAGCAUACUACAUGCUCAAGCCCAAUCGAAAUGA
Molecule: messenger RNA, 303 nt
Organism: Fusarium graminearum PH-1
Lineage: Eukaryota; Fungi; Ascomycota; Sordariomycetes; Hypocreales; Nectriaceae
Exons: 2
Coding region: 1-303 (100 amino acids)
Source: RefSeq, a predicted model, not a curated record